Messenger RNA from Phlebotomus argentipes, 382 nucleotides. RefSeq names its product cytochrome c oxidase assembly protein COX19. NCBI's taxonomy places the organism in Eukaryota, Metazoa, Arthropoda, Insecta, Diptera, Psychodidae. The record is from RefSeq and is a predicted model, not a curated record. Gene Ontology annotation, cellular component: mitochondrial intermembrane space. Gene Ontology annotation, biological process: mitochondrial respiratory chain complex IV assembly. The transcript has a single exon. Bases 128 to 382 code for a protein of 84 amino acids.
CUGGAAUUAGCAACUGCCAUCAAAACAAUGUGUUACAACCUCACUAUUGCCAAAAGGAAUCCUGUAAGAAGCGGAAGAAGGUGAAAGUUGGUGUUAUCUGGGAAAACUCCCCUUUUUCACACCGGAAAUGUCUUCUAUGACAUUCAGCCAGAAGAAGUUCACACCAACAGCACCGGAUAAGGGCAGUUUUCCGCUGGAUCACGAGGGUUUGUGCAAGAAGUCCAUGCUGAAGUACAUGAACUGCCUUCAACAGAAAUCAGACUCAAAUUCCGAGUGCAGAUCCUUCGCCAAGGACUAUCUUGACUGUCGUAUGCAGAACAACUUGAUGGCCAAGGAGGAGUGGAGUAAGCUUGGCUUUGAGGAACAACAAUCAGAGAAAUAA